UACGAAUCAUCUAUUCAAUAUGCAUAAAACACAGUUUAGUCUCAUUGUUUUAGUGCUAUUGAAUGUUUAUGGAAAUCGAGCCAUCUUUUGGAAUAUAGAAAACUCUGAACUACUAGUUUUACACAAUGCAUAUAGAAGGGAUAUAAAGUAUGGUACUGUUCUCGAUCAACCAAAAGCAGAUAGUAUGCUCAAACUACAAUGGAGUCAUAAAUUGGCUAAACUAGCUCAAGCAUGGGCAUUUCAUUGCGUGCCAACAAGAAGUAACUUAACCAUGAGGGAUGGUUCAAAAUGGACAUAUGUCGGCCAGAAUAUUGCUGUCGUUUCUAAAGUUAGAGACGCAGUGUCUGUGUGGUUUGACGAACAUAAGAACUACAAUUUCAAUAAAAAUAUUUGUCGGCCAAAUAAAACCUGUGCAAAUUACAAACAAUUAGCAUUUGCCGAUACCACACAUAUUGGAUGUGGGUUUGCAAAGUGUAAAAAUCUAGAAGCACCAAAUAACAUACUUGUUGUUUGCAACUAUGGACCAGGGGGUAAAUAUAUCAAUAGGAAACCUUAUGAACCCAGAUUUUAUGAGGAUUUACCCUAUUUCAUUAUAGUCUAAUAACCGAAUAUCACUGAUGUUCAUGUAUGAAAACAGAAUAAUGUUUAAAAUAUUUUACACUUUAACACAGUAUGGUUUAAAUUCAUAAUUAGAUAGAAUGUAUGAAUAACUGUUUGGUUAAUUAUAAGAAUGAUUAAAAUAUUUCAAAAUCAAAA
Schistosoma curassoni is the source of this 756-nucleotide messenger RNA. Lineage: Eukaryota; Metazoa; Platyhelminthes; Trematoda; Strigeidida; Schistosomatidae. The record is from the annotation of a GenBank genome assembly.